This is a messenger RNA of Wyeomyia smithii (pitcher-plant mosquito), 4007 nucleotides long. RefSeq names its product bone morphogenetic protein receptor type-1B (gene tkv). Gene Ontology annotation, cellular component: plasma membrane; signaling receptor complex. Lineage: Eukaryota; Metazoa; Arthropoda; Insecta; Diptera; Culicidae. Gene Ontology annotation, biological process: BMP signaling pathway; cellular response to growth factor stimulus; protein phosphorylation. The record is from RefSeq and is a predicted model, not a curated record. Bases 1133 to 2650 code for a protein of 505 amino acids. The transcript has 3 exons. Gene Ontology annotation, molecular function: SMAD binding; ATP binding; transforming growth factor beta receptor activity, type I.
ACGAACAGUUUCGGCUGAACUGUUGAAGUGCUGUGGUGUAGAUUGUAUGUUGCUCCGUAUUCGUUGAACUAUCGCACUUAGCAGCAUUUUUACAGAGAUUUCCCUUUAUCCGAGACAAAUCGCCAGUUUGUUGAUGUUCGAUUUUGUUUUAUGGAAAAUGAAAUCGAAGAUCUUUUCGCGAAGGAGAAGCAUGUUGUGAAUUAUACUUUGUAAUCAAGCGAAAUUAUUCGGUAGUGAAAGAGAGGAAAACGAUUUUCCUCUUCCAGCAGUGUGGAUUACAUCACGGUUCGUUUAAACAGCGUUUUACAUCGGGAGAAAUGAACGUAGAAUGUGCAUUUAGGAAUUAGUGAAAUAUAUACCGGAAAACGGAAACGGGAAAAAUUUAUGUGAAAAUUGAAUAACAUACGCGUCGAGUUGUUGAUUUAAUCGCAGUGUGUUUGAUCUAUGUUGGGAGUUGUCAGUAGCGGAAGAGCCUGAGUAUAUGAAAUUGAGUUAUGUUUGAUUCGUGUAACAAAGCAGCUUGCGCAAACUAAUCUUCCAGUAAUUGGUGUACUUCGAUCAGUUCCAAUUGGGGCUCGAACAUUAAUGGUCAAUAUGUUGAUAUACGUUAUUCAAAGCAGCAGGUUUCGAUCUCUUGAUUAGAUCUCGCGAAAAAAGACAAUAAAAAAUACAGCCCAACGUAGCCGACAAACCGGGCGUGCUAUAAUUGAUGAUUUGACAGCUCGCGAUUUUAAGGCAGCAAGUAACACAAUCCAUCGGACGUCCGGAGCACCUUGCUUCGGCGGGGGCUAUUAUUUAUCGAAACGCUGAACUCCGUGCGACGCAGGCUGGAGAGACUGGAAGGCAAAUUCUGCCAAAACAAAAGAACGACAGCCUCCGUAGAAGGCACGACGGAGAAAAACGUAAGAGACGGCCGAGAUCGCACCGGGAAGAUCUUGCCCGUGAAGGCCUCGGGACUUGUAGCAAGAUAGAACGAUUCUUACCUUUCGCUGCACUGCCGGUUCAGGUUCGCAGCCAGGUCUUUCGAAUCUCUCGACGUCUGUGAAGCGCACCAGAACAACAGUGCUGCUCGUCUGCCUGGCAAAAGGCAAGGAGAAACACGAAUCCCGAGACGCUCGGGGCAGAUCCAGACAUGGCGCCGAAAUCGAGAAGAAAGAAGGCAAAUGCACGAGCACUCCAAUGUUACUGCGAGGGGCACUGCCCGGGAAACCUACAGAACGGAACCUGCGAGACUAGGCCCGGUGGAUCAUGCUUUGCCGCUGUCGAAGAAGUCACGGAUGAAGAAACCGGUCUGAAGGUACCGGAAUGGAGCCACGGAUGUAUGCCACCGGAACAGAACGGAGGAUUGCUUCAGUGUAAAGUUGGAGUUCAAUCACCCCAAAUUCACGGCAAAUCCAUCGUAUGCUGCGACAACGAAGACUUCUGCAACAAGGACCUACUACCCGAGUAUGUACCGAAAACAACAACCCCUCCACCGUCGACGGAUACGGACGCUAGCGGCGUUCAUACCUUCGCCCUGAUGGCAGCAGUCGGUGUUGGGUUGGCAGCAAUCAUAGCACUUCUCAUUUCCGUUUACGUGUAUUACAAGAAACGUGAAAAGAGGAAACCUCACUGUCUAAUGGACUCGGUGUGUAAUCCCAACAUUUCCCCACUGGCUGAUCUGGUGGAACAAAGCAGUGGCUCAGGAUCCGGAUUACCAUUGUUGGUUCAACGAACUAUCGCCAAGCAAAUUCAAAUGGUGCACUCUGUCGGCAAAGGUCGCUACGGUGAGGUGUGGCUAGCAAAAUGGCGCGAUGAGAAAGUUGCGGUCAAAAUUUUCCUGACAACCGAGGAAGCCUCCUGGUUCCGAGAGACUGAAAUCUAUCAGACGGUGCUUAUGAGGCAUGAGAAUAUUCUCGGAUUUAUCGCCGCCGACAUCAAGGGAACCGGAUCCUGGACACAGAUGCUGUUGAUUACCGAUUACCACGAACUGGGAAGCUUGCAUGACUACCUUCAAAAGCGGGUACUGAAUCCACACAUGCUGAAAACACUUGCACUAUCCCUGUCUUCCGGUUUGGCUCAUCUGCACACGGAGAUUUUUGGCCAUCCGGGUAAGCCUGCCAUUGCCCACAGAGACAUCAAAAGCAAGAAUAUCUUGGUCAAACGCAACGGUCAAUGCGCAAUAGCUGACUUCGGUUUGGCCGUCAAAUACUCCAGCGAGUCGGACGAGAUUCAGAUUGCUCCCAAUACGCGCGUUGGUACUCGCCGUUACAUGGCCCCGGAAGCGUUGAACGAAACACUGGAUACGAAAGUGUUCGAAGGUUUCAAACAAGCCGAUAUGUACUCCCUCGGUCUUGUGUUCUGGGAAAUGGCACGCCGCUGCAUCAGUACAAUCCGAGGAACAAAAAAUACUACCUGCGAGGACUACGCACUGCCUUAUCAGGAUGUUGUUCCAUCGGAUCCCAGCUUCGAAGACAUGUACGCAGUGGUCUGUGUGAAAGGCGUCCGCCCGCCGAUUCCACAGCGAUGGCAAGAUGAGGAUAUUCUGGUAGUGUUGUCCAAGAUGAUGCAGGAAUGCUGGCACCCGAAUCCGGCUGUUCGAUUAACAGCUCUGCGAGUAAAGAAGACUCUUGUUAAGCUCGAGUCCGACUGUUCGAUUAAGAUAGUGUAAAGCGAUUGGAUAGUAAUAGCAAGCGUGUGUGAAUGAGACUCCCGAAGGUAGCAAGUAACAAACGUUUUAUUUAUUCUACAGUUGUUCUACUCUAGUUCGAUUAGGUCUACUUUGCUCUAGACUUUAGGUUAGGUUCUCCGGCGUAGCACUAGUUGUAAAAUCCCACUUUGUGAGGCACUGUUGGAAUUCACCUUCUAGAGACAAGCCGAGAUGCCAUAAUAUGGACUUAAAUCGUUUCUUACUACGAAUGAACAAGUUCAUUUAGGAAGUACAUUUCCGUCUGAUUUGGAGGUUUCUCGUUUCGAGGGACCUCACUGUAAAUAGCAAAUCUCUGUAUAGUUUAGGUUAUUCCAUUUUCCAAACACCACUGACGCACCAUUUUUGGCUAGCAAAAAAAAAACAACAGGAUCCUUCCUUUUCAGUCGUUACUAGCUUUAAACGUUGUGAACAAUAAAAUGCCAUAUAGAUGUAAAGCAAGGAUUUCACCAAAACAUACUACAAAAGAUUAGCAUUUUCAGCACGUUGAAAUACUAAAGCUUUUUGGCUCGUAUAGAGUUGCCUUGAAAUAAAAGAAGAAGAAAAAUGACUGACUGCAUUGUCCUCGUUUUACCUAACCGCUAUCUUGCAUGAAUACACGUAAAAAUUAGCCGUUAAAAUGUGGCCUUAUUUUCAGCCGUUGGAUUAUUGUAAAUAAAUGAUAAUCAUUUUUUCGAUGCACGAUCUCGUAUCGCCUAGCAAAAAAAAACAAUAGCAACAAGUCAACUCAUACUUUGAGGAAGCUUAUCUUCAACACAUAUACACUCACACAUACACGAAAUUAGCAAAAUGCUUGCAAUGAUAAAAAAAAGCUUUCGGUAGAGUUUCCUAGGGAAACUUCCGACCAAGCCAACAAGUUGUCAUGAAAUUACUCAAUUUAUAUUGUACAGAUUUUUAGACGUCGUGCGAGAAAUGUUAAUUUAGUUACAUUCGUAAGAUUUCUACACUGUUGCAGUAGUUUUAUAGUAGAACUUAACUCCCAGGCUAGCGGAUAGCUUGAAUUAAAAAAAAUGUUAAUAUUGUUUCUGUAAAUAAACAAAACAGUUUUGUAUUUUGUUUAGAUGAAUUACGUCCCAAAAAAAGGACGUAAUAGUAACAAAUGCUUCAUAUACUUUUAAAGAACCGAGCCGAGCGAUAUUUUCGUCGCAGAUUACAAAUAAAUACAAUAAAAUAUUUUUCUACGGUAAAAUUUUAGAUAAUUAUGUGAACCCUGUGAAAUCGGUAAAGUAGAUAAUAACAACACUUGCACAGGCAGGGGAAUGCUGUGGUAUGAAUGCUAAAUGUAUGUUGAAAACAAUAAAAAUAUUUUAAAUAUGUCGUA